AUGGUAUUGGCCAAGGAUCUGAGAAGACAUUAUGGUCUAGACUUUGUAACAUCUUCUUUGGAGAAGAAAGCAGAGGCAGCAACAAUCAAAGCCAAAUUCAAUCAGGAUUCUACUCACGUACCUGUGCCUUCCCUGAAAGCUAAUGAAUCCAACACGGAGGAAGAAGGAAACUCCAAGCACAAACAUCUGAUCCGUCCAUCUGUUGCUUAUGAGAUAGCUGCUUCUGCUGCAUCUUAUGUCCAAUCUCGUGCUAAGGGCCUUUUAUCCCUUGGCUCUGAGCCUCAGCAGGAGGGGGACGAUGUGGCUUUACAUGGCGAAGAAGACCACCCCCAAGUGGAACAAGGGAGCUCAUCCCCACGAGUGUACAACUCGGAGGUGGCUGCAUAUGUGGCAGCAUCAGCAAUGACGGCUGUGGUCGCUGCAGGCGAAGAACAGAAGCAGGAGGCAGCAAGGGACCUUCAAUCACUUAAAUCAUCGCCUUGUGAAUGGUUUGUCUGUGAUGAUUCGAGCAUAUACACCCGCUGCUUCAUCAUCCAGGGAUCGGACUCAGUGGCAUCAUGGCACGCGAAUCUCUUCUUUGAACCCACCAAAUUUGAGGGAACAGAAGCUCUAGUCCACAGAGGAAUUUAUGAAGCUGCCAAAGGAAUCUACGAGCAAUUCAUGCCAGAAAUCAUGGAGCACUUAAAGAGAUACGGGGAUAGAGCAAAGCUUCAAUUCACUGGUCAUUCCCUUGGUGGUAGUCUCUCUCUUUUAGUCACCUUGAUGCUAUUGACAAGGAAGGUUAUCAAGCCAUCAGUUCUUCGACCAGUUGUAACGUUUGGAUCACCAUUUGUGUUCUGUGGUGGCAAAAAGAUCCUAGAUGAGUUGGGAUUAGACGAGAACCAUGUUCAUUCUGUGAUGAUGCAUAGAGACAUUGUCCCAAGAGCCUUCUCCUGCAACUACCCCAACCAAGUGGCCCGACUCCUCAAGCAAUGGAGUUCCUUCCGAACCCACCCUUGUCUAAAUAAGAAUGUAAGUGUCCUCUUGGCUACUCUAUUUAUAUCUGACUUUCAGGAUCAUCAUUGA
Molecule: messenger RNA, 1065 nt
Organism: Ilex paraguariensis (yerba mate)
Lineage: Eukaryota; Viridiplantae; Streptophyta; Magnoliopsida; Aquifoliales; Aquifoliaceae
Source: the annotation of a GenBank genome assembly